Molecule: messenger RNA, 1824 nt
Organism: Morchella importuna
Lineage: Eukaryota; Fungi; Ascomycota; Pezizomycetes; Pezizales; Morchellaceae
Exons: 5
Coding region: 1-1824 (607 amino acids)
Source: RefSeq, a predicted model, not a curated record
AUGACUUCCGGUCCAGAGUCACAAGAACCCAAGGAGCUAUCGGAAAGACAAGUUAUUGCUUCAGCAUCUGAUGGUCUUCUACGCUCAGCCUCUGAGAAGAUUUCAGGAAAAAUGUCACAAGUAAAAAGAAUUGCUGUUAUCUCGUUUGAGGUCAUCGUCACUUGUGUUCCGCUUCUUUUUAUCAUUUUGGCAUUUUGCGCCAAUAGUCUAGAUGGUAAGCAAUUGUCUCAGUGGGGUGAAAAGCUGCAACAGGUAGCAAAAUAUGGGAGUACUAUAUUCCCUAUCCUUUUUGCUUCUGUGCUUGGGAUGGCUAUAAGAUCAAUCGCGAGAUGGAGAGUGGAACGGGGAACAACGCUUCGUGAACUAGAGCUGUUGAUGGGGAGCCAGACUUUGGGUAGUACAAUAAGCACUCAGAUUUCCACCCUUGGCUUUUCUAACGACUUCCUUCUCGGCUUUGGACUCCUUGUAUUUUGGCUUCUUUCUCCUAUCGCAGCACAGGCUUGUUUGAGACUGGUCGAUAUAAACCAGGUGACUACUGAGAGUACUGGUAAUAUCACCUAUUUGGAUAUGGAAACUAGCACGAUUUUCCUGACAGGAGAUGAUAAAACUGGAGUUCCGAUGUUAGAAUCAUUCAACUCUUCUAGGAUAGAAGAGGAUGGAUGGAUAUCUGUUGAUGCAUACGGCGUCGAUAAUAAUAUCUCAUACGUAUCGCUUAUCGGCAUUCCAGUUAUUGGCCUCCCAAAGUUGAACUUGAGCGAUGAAUGGACAAACAAAUCAUUAACGGUACUGAUGACUAUUUUCAGCUUGGAGACAAACUAUUUUGUAUUUGAUUGUUCAAAUAUUUCGAUAGUAGAUCCUGAAAAAAACCGGGAAGAAUAUGUCUCUAGUUAUCUUUACAACAAAACUUCGCCCUCCCCUAAUACGACCUUUUUUUUGGACACCUCCACUCCCCUCGAUAGAGUCUCGACACCGGGUCUACCACCAAGGUAUAUUACGUUUGUCUCGAAUUAUGGUGUGUUAGAAGAUGAGGACGAUACUGUUUUGUACAAAAGUGCGAUGAUCAACUGUUCUGUGACUCAGUCAUACGUUGAAUUGUGGGUUGAAUGCUAUUAUGAGCUCUGCGAGACCAGAGGAAUUCGGAAAUCUACAUUACCUCACGAACCUCCUGAAUAUACCGCUCUGGAUAACCAGGAUCAUAUGAGGUUUAUUGCGAAAGAGUUAACUUACAGAGGAGUCGAUAUUACUACUAUCAAUAUCGAGGAUCUGUGGGGUGGAACGUUGACCGAAUACUUUCUCAAUGAUCCAUCGAAAGUGGGGUCUUUCUUCGAGUAUAGACGGGAUAUAUCUCAGCUACCCAGAGAUGUUUUUACCUCUAGGUUCGCGUUAUUGUUCAACACCUAUUGGAACGCCGCGCUCUCGCCAAAUAUCUUGAUUGAUUCCAAAACCAAGAAUGACAUAGCCGAGAUCGUCGCCACAAAUCCUAAUUUUGACUACUCAGACUUAUUCAAGACUACAAACACAAACGCAACAAUCGAGUUGACCGUAGACAGGUACGUUCGAAAGGUCUGGGCAAUGGCGGUACUCAUGGCAACGAGCUGCUUGCUUCUCAUCACAGCCAUUAUCGGCACAGCCCUUAGAUGGAAGUGCGUAGGACCUAAUGUUCUAGGCUACGUUUCGACACUCUUAAUGGAGCCCGGCGGUUGCACACUUGAUGGGCCGGAGAGAACUAGGGCAUUUGCAGAUACGAAGGUGGGCCUUGUGGCUGUCAGAGACGGCGAGGGAGGACGCGUUGUAUUCUCACUCUUGCCGAAGCUCUCCGCUUAG